Metarhizium brunneum ARSEF 3297 is the source of this 1161-nucleotide messenger RNA. RefSeq names its product Beta-peptidyl aminopeptidase BapA. The record is from RefSeq and is a predicted model, not a curated record. NCBI's taxonomy places the organism in Eukaryota, Fungi, Ascomycota, Sordariomycetes, Hypocreales, Clavicipitaceae. Gene Ontology annotation, molecular function: aminopeptidase activity.
AUGGCUGGCACAGACAAGCGCGGGCGCGACAGGAUUCGCAACAUCCUCCCAGACAUCUACCUGGGACGAUGGCCGACCGGACGCCUCAACUCCAUCACCGACGUCCCCGGCGUCCUGGUGCAUACGCAGUCGAUUGAGCCGGAUGACCAUGUUCACACGGGCGUCACCACCAUAUUGCCGCGGCCGGACUGGCACGAGUACUCGAGCUUCGCCGGCGUCUUCCGCUUCAACGGCUGCGGCGAGAUGACGGGCUCGCACUGGCUCAACGAGACCGGCCUGCUCUGCUCCCCCAUCAUCAUCACGGCCACGUCCUCUGUCGGCGAGGGCUACCGCGGCGUCACCGAGUAUGUCUACCGCCACCACCGCCGAGAGGGCGGCGAGGUAGACCUCUUUUUGCUGCCCGUAAUUGCCGAGACGUACGACGGCUUCCUGAGCGACCCGGCGCGGUUCGCCGUGACGCCCGAGCACGUCAUGCAGGGGAUCCAGAGCGCCACCGCCGACGCCGUGCCCGAGGGCAACACCGGCGGCGGCACGGGCAUGAUAUGCCACCGCUUCAAGGGCGGCACGGGGUCCAGCAGCCGCGUCGUCAAGGGCUACAGCGCCGACGGCAACGGGGUCGACUACACGGUCGGCGUCCUCGUCCAGGCCAACUACGGCCUCGCCGAGACGCUUUGCAUCGGCGGCGUGCCCGUCGGCCGCAUCCUCCAGAGAGAGGGCAAGCUGGCUAAGCCGGCCGACGCGCCGGAGCCACGCAAGGACGGCAGCAUCAUUAUUAUCGUGUCUACGGACGCGCCUCUCAUCCCUAUCCAGCUGCAGAGGCUUGCUCGACGUGCCACUGUUGGUCUGGGCAAGGUCGGCGGCUAUGGAAACAACAAUUCGGGAGACAUCUUUCUUGCCUUUUCGACGGCGAACAAGGUCCCCGUUGGCGAUGUGUCCAUGCAGUCCAAGCCUGGGUUUAACGACUUCACGCCGGCGGAGCGCGUGGUAAGCAUGUCGGAUAAUGACACCAUGAACGGGCUGUUUGAGGCGGCUGCCGAUGCGGCCGAGGAGGCUAUUUACAAUGCCAUGUUCAUGGCGGAGUCGAUGACGGGGUACAAGGGCAGACAUGUACCGGCUUUGGAUCUGGGUGAUGUAAGGAGAAUUGUAGAGAAGAGGCUGUGA